UAUUUCUCUAUCUACGUUUUGAGCUUAGGCUACAACUUUUCUACCUUUGACCUGAAACAAUAUUCGAUUGUUUUGCAUCCUCACAAGCAUGCAAUUAAUCAGCAUGCAGUAUACCCUGGACUGGACUCUGUAACCUCUAGCAGAUUGCGUCGGUCCCUCGCUCACUGAGGAGUGUGUGCUCUUCAUCUGGAUCUGCUCCACGGUUUCACGGGCCACGUCACGUCACGGAGGGGGCAGAAGCGGAUUCCUGAGCGCUGCUCGAGUUUCCUGCGAUCACAUCCUCAGAUCCACAUCUACAGCGGAGCGAGACGCCGCGCUUUUCCUCCUCCAGCUCACUCAAUCGGCUCUUUUUACAAAAAUGAUGUUUCGGUGUUUACCCGUGUUUUUCCUCCUGGCUGUAGUCUGCUGUCAUGCCGAGCAGGAGGCUCAGAGCAAAUCAAAGGUGUGUGCUAAUGUGUUCUGUGGUGCUGGGAGAGAGUGUGCCGUGAAUGAGAAAGGAGAGCCCAGCUGUCUGUGCAUUGAGCAAUGCAAGCCUCAUAAGCGCUCAGUGUGUGGCAGUAAUGGAAAAACAUACCGUAACCACUGCGAGCUGCACCGUGACGCCUGCCUUACUGGACUCAAGAUCCAAGUAGCCCAUGACGGACACUGCAAAGAGAAGAAGCAGGAGAAAGCCGCGGCCAGCCCAGUUGUGUGUUAUGUUGCUGACCGUACUGAGCUGCGCAGACGUGUGAUCGACUGGCUGCAGACCGAGGUUGUUCCAGAUGGCUGGUUCACUAAGGGCUCCAACUUCACUGAUAUCCUCCUCAAGUACUUCAAGAAUUCUGAUAACGGAGACUCUCAGCUGGAUUCUGCAGAGCUGCUCAAGUUCAUUCAGCACAAUGAAACAGCAGUUCAGAUGAACUCUUACGCUGAAGAGGAGAACAACCGCCUGCUCAGGAGCCUUUGUGUGGACGCUCUUAUUGAGCUCUCAGAUGAGAACGCCGACUGGAAACUGAGCUUUGAUGAGUUCCUCAACUGCCUGAAACCAGGCUUCAACCCUCCUGAGAAGAAGUGUGCUCUGGAAGAUGAGACCUAUGAGGAUGGAGCCGAGACGCAGGUGGAGUGCAACCGCUGCGUCUGCGCAUGUGGAAACUGGGUCUGCACUGCCAUGACUUGUGAUGAGAAAACCCCAGUUAUCGACACUGAUGGGGAUCAGGAGAUGACUGAAGAGGAAUGGACCCGCCGUGUGGCUGAGCUCAACAAGCAUCAGGAGACUGUGGAGAAGAUGAAGACCAGCACAAAAGAGGUCUAAAACAGGACCGAGACACGAGGAGGGAGAUGACGUGGACGAAUUCCUCUCCUACUGAUCACAGUCAGGAUUCCUGAGAUUAUGUACUGUUAAUGGAAGAAUCACACCGUUUUCUAUAGAUAGGUUAUUACUUUUAUUGCUAUCCAUACCGCAUCUAUUCUCUGGUUAAUGUGUUUUAUGUUACGGUUUGCUUUUCUACGUAUUGCAUUAGCUUUGUUUGUUCUUUUGUGUCUUUGAGUGCUGUAAAUUGUUUGAUUGUGUCACUCCAAACAGGCCUCAGCACUUUAUAAUGGGGGCCCUUCCCUUGUUUUAUUCACUAUUGUUUGAUUUGAUGUAUCAUUCUUUAUACCAUUUAUUUGUUUGUCUAUCUACAGUUAUAUGUGGACAUAUGUUGUUGUUGUUUUUUUUUGAUUGAGACAAUGGCAAUAGAAGAAGAAAAAAAGAAUAGGAAAGGGUUCGAGAGUGAUGCUGAGAGAGCAAAACAACACAGGUUCAUCCAUCAAACUGUGAUUUUAGAGCUUCAGAACGAGAGAUAUCCUUCAGUCAGAUGGUAGAUACUCGUGCUAGUAGGAGCUUGAUGGAUAUAAAUGCAAACUAAAUGAAGCUAAUCAUGGCCGCUCUCUCUUUCACUCUCAUCUUGAAGGCAGUCAUAGUCUUGAGACCUUUCGUAAAGGUGCUAAUGUUAGUAUUCCUCUGUUUGCUGCUUUGCUCUCUUGCUUUAGACGGUAGAUAACGCUCGGUAGGAUAUACAACACUAGAAGCAGAGACAGCGUGGCUCAGUGGAGAGAGCAGGCAAUACCUUUGAAUUUAAUAUCAUUUUGGGAAAACAAACCCACCAUGUUAUUAUUACUUGACAAACAUGCUUUUUCUGCCAUUAGCGACUUCGAUUAGAGUAGAUCACCUCCGUUAGUAGAAAACUGCUGCACAGAUGCAUUGGCUACGCUUGAGCUUGUAUUUAUAUUAGUUGCUAGAGGCAGUUCAUGCUGAAACUCUCACGCUGUGCUCAGUCCCACC
This is a messenger RNA of Sinocyclocheilus rhinocerous, 2302 nucleotides long. RefSeq names its product follistatin-related protein 1-like. Gene Ontology annotation, biological process: cell differentiation; regulation of BMP signaling pathway; multicellular organism development. The coding region runs from base 359 to 1291 and encodes 310 amino acids. NCBI's taxonomy places the organism in Eukaryota, Metazoa, Chordata, Actinopteri, Cypriniformes, Cyprinidae. Gene Ontology annotation, cellular component: extracellular region. The transcript has 11 exons. The record is from RefSeq and is a predicted model, not a curated record. Gene Ontology annotation, molecular function: calcium ion binding; protein binding.